Molecule: messenger RNA, 1704 nt
Organism: Fusarium mangiferae
Lineage: Eukaryota; Fungi; Ascomycota; Sordariomycetes; Hypocreales; Nectriaceae
Exons: 1
Coding region: 1-1704 (567 amino acids)
Source: RefSeq, a predicted model, not a curated record
AUGGCGCCCACGAGCAAUGUCAAGCAGAUAACGAUAGCCAGGGCUCAAGUUGGCCAGGUCAUUCAAUCUGAGACCUGCUCAUCCUCGCCAAGCAGUUCAUCUUCUUCAAGUAGCCCGUCUGCACCAGGUAGCCCAUCUUCCUCGAGCGACUCGGCCGUUUCAAUCGGAAACAAGAGAAGCUCGAGGGCCGCCAACAACGAACCCCCCAGGAAGCGUCAUAAGCCUCAGCCCGACAGAGACUCACAGAUAGUUAAAGCGCCCAACAACAACAAGGUGAUAAUCGAAGCGCCGCUCUUGACAGAUUUCACCAAGAAGUAUGGAAUUCCCAUAAGUCAAUUCGUCUGGGGACCACGUGAGGCAACUCCUGAAGAAGACUCAUUUGACGAAGAUGAGACGGCACCUCCUCCUGCUAUCCCCAACGCCUACCAACGGGAUCCAAGUUCGCGUCGAGGUAGAGCUCUGGUGCUGCUGCCGAGGAAUAUCAAUCCCAUUCCGGCCCGUUAUCGAAACCGUGCUCAACAAGGUCGCCGCGGGGUUAUCCGCAGUUCCCCAGCUCCAGCUCCAGCUCCAGCUCCAGGGCCUCGGCCUAGACUCCCUAUCAGGAUCAAGGUCAAGAACCCCAGACGUCUCAGCUUCAUGGGCCUUCCCGCCGAGGUUCGUGAACAAAUCUAUCGAGGUCUUCUUUUGUCGGACAAACCUAUUCUUGUUUACGAUAGCUGGAGGCGCGUGUACCAGCGAAAGAACCCUGGCCUUGACAUCAGCAUCCUCAUGGUGUGCAAGAAAGUCUUUGUCGAAGCGAGAGGCGUCAUGUACGGCGAGAAUAUCUUUCUCUACCUUCUUCGGGAUGCGCCUACUCAAUAUCACGGGAUGACCAACAUCCAGGACCUAGUCAAUGACGACAUAUAUGUCCCUGAGCCUGGCAUGAGAGACCAGGAAAACAUCGCCGACAGAGACGCCAAUCCUUUAGCACUGCCAGUCCACGAGCCUGGGACUAUCGACACUGCCAAAUACGCUCAAUACUUUCGCUUCAUCACGGUCAAGGCCGACCCCAGUCGCUCCACUGCCAUUACGAAGGAAUUUAUGGUCGAUGCUAUCAAGAUGUUUGCCAAGACCCCUUAUAAUGCCAACAUCCACACGCUCAAGAUCGUCAUCAGCCCCAGGCUCGAACAAGGCAAAUUUACCUUUGUCGAUUUUUUCGAGCCAACCUCGGAGCUGAUGAUCGCAUUGAGGGCACUACCUUGUGAGAGAAUACAUGUUCAGAUCUUGAACGAGCAUCUCAACAAUGGUGCUUGGCCCUCCUCGACUGAUCUCAUUCUUCGUACCCACCAACUGCGAUUUCAUAGGCAACUCGUGUUGCAGGCGCGAGAGGACAAAAGAGAGGAUGAAAGCGAUGACAGAGACGCCAAAGGUCAGAGCAGGGAUCUUUUCAGAACGGAUGCUAAGAUGAGGAACUUCCGCUACAACAAGCUCUGUUGGAUCCAACAGAGAAUGGCCCAGCUCAGCAAAUCCAUUCUCCAGGUUUGCGAGAAGUCCGCCAAGAACGACGAUGGCGAGCAGAGCAACGCUGGCGGUGCUCCAUCUGGAGCGACUGACGAUGAUGAAGACGAUUUGCACAUCCAGGAACACGAUGAGUGGGAGGAGAGUGAGGACGAAGAGGACGAAGACCAGGAGUCGGACUACGAGCCUGAAGACGAAUUUCUAUGA